CCCGUCAUUUUGUCUCAGGCCAGAGGGGGAGGUGGCUUGGAGCCAGGCCACUGUGGGCAGGCUCCUUGUGUGGGCAGCUGCCUAUUGGCCAGCAGGAGGGGGUGGGCCCAUCACUCCUGGGUGAGGCCCCGGCCCAGCUCUGUGAGUGCUCCCAGUCUGAGUGGGAGACUUCGGAGUGGAGUCCUUGGCAUUUUAGGUUGUGAUGCAAAGUUGUGGGUUGGUGUAUAGACAACCAGCCAUUCAGCUGACCAGAGGAAAGGAGGAGAAGGUGGCAGGGGAAAGAGGAAGGAGAGGAGGAGGGAAAGGCAGGAGGCGUAGGGGGCGUACCGGGCUGGCUGGCAUGGAGGCCUCGCCCAUCAGCAUUUCCCAAGGCAGCCUCCCUCUGCCGGCUGCCUCACCUUCCCUCUGGCCGGUUGGUGGGCAGGGCCAACGGCUGGCUUGGGGCUCCCUUGCUCACUCAGAGCGGCCCUGCUUGCAGCCCCGCCGGCGUUGGCACGGUGACAGUAGCCAAGUGUGCAAACUUGUGCCAUUGUCCCCAGGCCAGGGGGAGCCAUGGAGACUAGCUAAUAUGACACAGGAAAAUGUUUGCUGAUGGCAAUUCUAUGGGCUUUGUCCACCUCUUUCUCCAUCAUGACGACUCGAUUUAAGUCCCUAACUGUUUGACUACAAAUGCAAGGGGACCGUGCAACGCCAACCUUUUGUCCGGCCGCACUGAAUGGGCAAUUCAGGCUUUGUGCAGCUCAAUUGAGGAAGCAAACAUAAAGACAAGAUUCCUGAGAGCUCCGGCUCCCUUCCCAUGGAUAUGCCAGCCUCUCGUUAGAGUCCUUCCCGGCUACCUUUGCCCACAUCAGUGUGCCACUGGCCCUCACAGGCCUGCCAGGGCCCAUGCCUCAGUGAGCGGGGGUGGGGAGAGAGAGAGAGAGGAGAGAGCCACUCAACACUCAAGGACAGCGGGGAAGGCCGCCCGUCCGAAGGCCGCCUGCCCGGCUUACCCGUCCGAUUGUCUGUCAGCACUGGAGCAUGGCAGCUGCCGGCCUGGAGCCUUGGGGGAGGAUCUCAUGCCCAUCUCUUCUGAGCCCUGCCCCUCCUCAACCCUGGACUUUUUACACACACACACACACACACACACACACACACACACACACACACACACACCGCCCCCUCGAGAAACCAGGGAACCGAGGUCAAGGGGAGGAGGGCGUGGAGGCCGAGGGGGGAAGCGGAGCUGAAGGGUAGAAAUUUACCGGGAAAUGAUUGCAUUUGGGAGCUGUCUUUUUUGUGAUGGUCCCCAUGGUGACAAUUUGUGACGGCAAAGAAUGUGUGAACGGGGCGCUGCCGCCUGAUUGGGAUGCUUUGUAUCUGGAGAGGCGCUCCUGAUUGGCCUGAGGGGCCCCCCAGCUCCGGGGACUCGUCCUCCAUUCAGCCCACUCGAGGGCGGCACAACUGCUUCCAGCCGGACGCGCGGAGCUCGCGGGCCGCACCGGGCCUGGCCCAGGUCUGCGGUGGGGAAACGGCCGGGCCACGUUGGCGGGCCCGGGGCCCCACACCCUCGGUCAGCUCUGGGCCCUUCCCUGAAGCUGCCAGCCACCAGCAGAACCACUCUCUUCAUGGAAAGCCCUGUGCAGUGGCCCCCUGGUGAUGGCAUCUGACAGUGACGUAAAGAUGCUGCUGAACUUUGUGAACCUGGCAUCCAGUGACAUCAAGGCGGCCCUGGACAAGUCUGCGCCCUGCCGCCGCUCUGUGGACCACCGCAAGUACCUGCAGAAGCAGCUCAAACGCUUCUCCCAGAAGUAUUCUCGGCUUCCACGGGGACUCCCCGGCCGAGGGGCCGAGCCUCACCUGAGAAGGGGGCCUGAGGACCAGUCUGGGAGACUGUCCCUCGAUUCUGGUGAUUCCAGCCCUGGCGGGAUGGGGAGCUGCAAGGAGAAGGCUCUGGGGAACCCCUACAGGGAGGAAUGUCUCUCUAAGGAGCAGACCCUCCAGGGGCAGCAUCCAGAAGCUGCCAGGCCUGGCCAGGUGCCCAUGAGGAAAAGACAGCUGCCCGCUUCCUUCUGGGAAGAGCCGAGGCCCCCCCACAGCUACCCUGUGGGGCUGGAGGGAGGACUGGGCCCCAGGGAGGGACCUCCCUAUGAGGGUAAAAAACACUGCAAGGGCGUGGAGCCCUUGGGGCCCGAGAUGGCCCCAGUGCCCAUGUCCCCAAGGGCACCAGUUGAAAAGGAGCCACUCAAGAUGCCCGGGAUCUCCCUGGUGGGCCGUGUCAAUGCCUGGAGCUGCUGCCCCUUCCAGUACCAUGGACAGCCCAUCUACCCAGGCGCCUUGCCUCCGAGCCCAGUCCCCAGCCUGGCCCUGUGGAGGAAGAGCCCGGUUUCCUCGGGGGAGCUGGCCCACUUCUGCAAGGAUGUGGAUAGUCUGGGGCAGAAAGUGUACAGACCUGUGGUUCUGAAGCCUAUCCCCACCAAACCGACCAUGCCUCCACCCAUCUUCAAUGUCUUUGGCUACCUCUAGCUGGGCUGGGAGGGCCUUGGGCCCCACCUCCGAUCUGCAGGGGUGUUGGGAACCCCCGGAGCUCUCCUCGUGAGGAGAGGGCUUGGCAGUGGUGUGGCCCCUUUGUGUGUGUGUGGGAGGGAGAGGGCAAGACUGGGCAGGAGCUUCUCAGGCAGCUGCCCUGGGAGCCAUGGGGCUGGGCUCCGCGGCCCCUCCCCAGCCAGGCCGGCGCUUGACCUGUCAUCCUGCCGUCCCCGUGCAGACCUGGGGCAGCCGGGGUUUGCCCUGGCCUGCCAGCCACCCCGGAAACCCGAGUGACACAUCUAUUCAUCUGCCACCCACUGUACAAGCCAACCUCAGUUCUGUUGUUUUAUUUUCUUUUGUUCUUUGUAAAUAUUAAAAGGUUAAAAGAAUAAAGACAUUC
Molecule: messenger RNA, 2908 nt
Organism: Hipposideros armiger (great roundleaf bat)
Lineage: Eukaryota; Metazoa; Chordata; Mammalia; Chiroptera; Hipposideridae
Gene: FAM181A
Product: family with sequence similarity 181 member A
Exons: 2
Coding region: 1639-2505 (288 amino acids)
Source: RefSeq, a predicted model, not a curated record